Pyrus x bretschneideri (Chinese white pear) is the source of this 1036-nucleotide messenger RNA. RefSeq names its product ESF1 homolog. Gene Ontology annotation, biological process: rRNA processing. The transcript has 3 exons. The coding region runs from base 230 to 1036 and encodes 268 amino acids. Gene Ontology annotation, molecular function: RNA binding. The record is from RefSeq and is a predicted model, not a curated record. NCBI's taxonomy places the organism in Eukaryota, Viridiplantae, Streptophyta, Magnoliopsida, Rosales, Rosaceae. Gene Ontology annotation, cellular component: nucleus.
CUACGUGGGUUUGGAUUUCCAGACUCAAGCUCUGCAACAUGGUAAAAUUGAUAUUUCUUGGGAUGAGGAUGAGCCUGGACGCAAGACCUUGAAACGGAAAUUCACUGAUGAUCAGCUUUCUGAAUUGGAACUGAAGGAGUAUUUGGCUUCUGAUGAGAGUGAAAGUGAUUGGGAGGAGAAUGACGAUGCUGCAGAGGACAAGACCGAUAAAAAGAGUAAAAAAUGAGAUAUGUACCGUGCGUUACUCCUGUCUGGAGAUGGAGAAGGGGAAGGAGAUGGAGAUGCAUCAGAAGGAGACGGUGCAGACAAUGACCAGGAUAUGGAGAUCACUUUUAAUACUGGCGUAGAAGAUAUAAGCAAGCGCAUCCUAGAAAAGAAAGAUAAGGGAUCAGAAACAGUUUGGGAGUCCUAUCUCAGAAAAAGACGUGAGAAAAGGAAGAAUAGGAAAAAUAAAUCGGAGGACUCAUCAGAGGAUGAGGGUAGUGACACUGAUCAAGAGGCAGCAGAGGGACCAGAUGAUUUCUUUAUGGAAGAGCCUUCAGUCAAAAAAACUAAAAAAGUAUCCCAAGGUAAAAGUAAAAAGGAUGAAAAGCAACAGCAAGAUGAUAGGGAAGCAGAAGCAAGCAGAAAUGAGCUCGAGCUAUUACUUGCUGAUGACAAUGGAGCAGAUGCAGGGCCAAAGGGCUACAAUUUGAAACGUAAAAAGACCAAGGGAAAGAAGGGUACAGAGGUUCUAGAAGAGGAUAAAUUACCAACCGUUGACUUUGAAGAUCCACGGUUUUCAGCACUCUUCACCUCACCACGCUUUGCUCUGGAUCGACAGAUCCGCAGUUCAAGAGGUAUCUCCCUCGAGAGUGCAGCUUAUGCUCGGCAGGUAGCACUGAGACAGUCAGAGGGUGGCCGAGAAGAAGUGCCAGAAAAGGAAAUGAAAUCCGAUGUUUCACCAUCAAAGAUAGAUAAAUCAUCAUUAAUUAAAUCGAUCAUGAUGAAGUCCCAGACCUUCCAAGGUACGACGCCAAACAAGAAGAAAAUUUGA